AUGUUGUUUACUGGAACGUUCUUCUCCUCUAACUCACAGACUAUCAGUCAGAACAUCUCCAGCCUCAGACUCUGCAGACCGACCUGCUGCACACCAACCUGCAGACCAACCUGCUGCAGACCGACCUGCUGCAGACCAACCUGCAGACCGACCUGCUGCAGACCAACCUGCUGCAGACCGACCUGCAGACCGACCUGCUGCAGACCGACCUGCUGCAGACCGACCUGCUGCAGACCAACCUGCUGCAGACCGACCUGCAGACCGACCUGCUGCAGACCGACCUGCUGCAGACCAACCUGCUGCAGACCGACCUGCAGACCGACCUGCAGACUGACCUGCUGCAGACCGACCUGCAGACCGACCUGCUGCAGACCAACCUGCUGCAGACCAACCUGCUGCAGACCAACCUGCUGCAGACCAACCUGCUGCAGACCGACCUGCUGCAGACCGACCUGCUGCAGACCGACCUGCUGCAGACCGACCUGCUGCAGACCGACCUGCUGCAGACCGACCUGCUGCAGACCAACCUGCUGCAGACCGACCUGCUGCAGACCGACCUGCAGACCGACCUGCAGACUGACCUGCUGCAGACCGACCUGCUGCAGACCAACCUGCUGCAGACCAACCUGCAGACCGACCUGCUGCAGACCAACCUGCAGACCGACCUGCAGACCGACCUGCAGACCGACCUGCUGCAGACCAACCUGCAGACCAACCUGCAGACCGACCUGCAGACCGACCUGCUGCAGACCGACCUGCUGCAGACCGACCUGCUGCAGACCAACCACCGACCUGCUGCAGACCAACCUGCAGACCGACCUGCAGACCGACCUGCAGACUGACCUGCAGACCGACCUGCUGCAGACUGACCUGCUGCAGACCGACCUGCUGCAGACCGACCUGCUGCAGACCGACCUGCUGCAGACCGACCUGCAGACCGACCUGCUGCAGACUGACCUGCAGACCAACCUGCUGCAGACCGACCUGCUGCAGACCAACCUGCAGACCAACCUGCUGCAGACCGACCUGCUGCAGACUGACCUGCAGACCGACCUGCUGCAGACCAACCUGCAGACCGACCUGCUGCAGACUGACCUGCUGCAGACCGACCUGCUGCAGACCGACCUGCUGCAGACCGACCUGCAGACCGACCUGCAGACCGACCUGCUGCAGACCGACCUGCUGCAGACCGACCUGCUGCAGACCAACCUGCAGACCGACCUGCUGCAGACCGACCUGCUACCUGCUGCAGACCGACCUCCUGCAGACCUGCUGCAGACUGACCUGCAGACUGACCUGCAGACCGACCUGCUGCAGACUGACCUGCAGACCGACCUGCAGACCGACCUGCUGCAGACCGACCUGCUGCAGACUGACCUGCAGACUGACCUGCAGACCGACCUGCUGCAGACCUGCUGCAGACUGACCUGCAGACCGACCUGCAGACCGACCUGCCGGGUCCCUCUGACCUCUGACCUCUGA
Molecule: messenger RNA, 1482 nt
Organism: Myripristis murdjan (pinecone soldierfish)
Lineage: Eukaryota; Metazoa; Chordata; Actinopteri; Holocentriformes; Holocentridae
Exons: 3
Coding region: 1-1482 (493 amino acids)
Cellular component (GO): keratin filament
Source: RefSeq, a predicted model, not a curated record